UGGUUCUUCAUUAAGUGCUUCUCUGUAGCGGUUAUAUGGCUCCAGAGUAUGCAGUGGAUGGGCUAUUUUCAGUCAAAUCAGAUGUGUUCAGCUUUGGUGUUUUGGUGCUGGAGAUUGUGAGUGGGAGGAGAAACAGAGGUUUCUAUCAUCCAGAUCACCACCUCAACCUCCUUGGGCAUGCAUGGAGACUCUACAAAGAAGACAGGUUGUUGGAAUUGAUUAAUGAGGCUCUAUGGGACUCAUGCUACCUAAUUGAAGUGUUGCGAUCAAUCCAUGUGGGUCUUUUAUGUGUGCAGCAAUGUCCAAAGGACAGGCCAAGCAUGUCUUCUGUGGUUCUGAUGUUGGGUAGCGAAGGUCCAUUGCCUCAGGCCAAACAACCUGGCUUCUUCACUGAAAGGAAUGUUCUUGAGGCUGGUUGUUCAUCAAGCAAGGAUGCAACAACUUCAGCCAAUGAAAUCACCAUUACCAUGUUAAAUGCCCGAUAGAAACACACAUUGUGUUGAUGCUAAUUACAUGCCCCAAAACCCGUGAAAUAAAAUGAAAACCAUUUAGUUAGAUUUUAUAUCUUCUGAAAGGUGGAAGCUAUGGUUAGUCAUUGUUUCUUGUUAAUGUCGGGUUAUAAACCUUCAUUGGUUAUUAUCAUAAUUAAUA
Messenger RNA from Camellia sinensis, 651 nucleotides. The record is from RefSeq and is a predicted model, not a curated record. Lineage: Eukaryota; Viridiplantae; Streptophyta; Magnoliopsida; Ericales; Theaceae.